Pygocentrus nattereri (red-bellied piranha) is the source of this 2358-nucleotide messenger RNA. RefSeq names its product regulator of G protein signaling 9 binding protein. The transcript has a single exon. Lineage: Eukaryota; Metazoa; Chordata; Actinopteri; Characiformes; Serrasalmidae. The coding region runs from base 726 to 1454 and encodes 242 amino acids. Gene Ontology annotation, biological process: G protein-coupled receptor signaling pathway; detection of light stimulus involved in visual perception. The record is from RefSeq and is a predicted model, not a curated record. Gene Ontology annotation, cellular component: photoreceptor outer segment; neuron projection.
CGCGCUCAUGUGACCACACUGGGCUACUAGUGGUAUUUAAACGACAACGAAUCUGUGGUGGAUGCCGCUCUCAUGAAAAAAGAAAAGAAAAACAAAAACAAAAUAUCUCAGCAUCAUCACGACUGAAGCCGAGGAGGACGGAUUAAAACACUCCAUCCUGGACGGUUCAUUCUAUCGACAGGAUUUUGUGGCAGGGCAAAUCAGCAUCAUUUCUCUCAGCGACGAACGAGUUUCACUGAGGGCCAAAUUGCGUCUCUUCUGGAAGGAUUAGUCGCUCAAACGAUGUGGUCGUGUUUGUGAGUUUUGGGUAAACGCUUGACUCCCGUCAUUUGCCUUCGUUUCUUGGAUUACCGUCGGAUGUAUCGGCGGAGCUGAGGGGGGAAAGAACAUGGUUUUAAAUUGAUGCGCAACCCGCCUACUGUUCGGGUUACUGACGAAGACUAAUCUCCGAGGGCAAAAGUAAAGCUGUUUACAGAUCCAUUUAUUGUUAAGCCUGACUGCUCUCCGUCAGAAGCAGGGAACAUGGCUGGAGAGGAAUUUGCUGUGACGAGAGCGCAGAGUGGAUCUGUAUGGCUGCUCGGCUCCUGUGAAAACUAAAGGACGAGCGUGCCGAGGCAAAACAACGCACCAUAAUUUGUGUAUUAUUAUUUUCUGUACCGUUUCUACAACAGCCGGUCUUCUCUCUUUUUCUCCGUGAGAAGGGAAGCGUCGACUGGGGGGCAGACAUGGGCAAAGACGAGUGUAAAACAAUGCUGGACGCGCUGAACAAAGUGACCGCCUGCUACAGGCACCUGGUCUCGGCUCUGGGAAGCACGUCGGACUCGCAGAAUCUGCGCGAGGAGCUCAAAAAGACCCGCAAGAAGGCGCAGGAGCUGGCCGUGGCCAACCGGACCAAGCUGACCGCGCUGCUCAAAGACAAGAGCAUCAGCAACGACGACCGAGCCGAGUACGAGCGCCUGUGGGUGCUCUUCACCAGCAGCAUGGAGAUCCUGGAGGUGGACAUGAAGAGGUCCCUGGAGAUCGGGCAGAGUUUCCCACUCAAGGUGCCCACGCGCCACUUCAUCCAGACGGGCAUGACGGGCAGCACCACGACGGUGGCGGCGCGCGCCAUGAGCGUGCAGAACAUGAAGUACGAGGCGGACGCCAGCAUUGAUACGGCUGACCUCAAGGACUUGGAGACCGAGAUCGCCCAGGUGGACCAGAUGAUGGAGGAGAUGGAGAUGAAGGUGCAGGUGGCGCCGUGGGCCGUGGAGGCCAAGCAGGAGGCGGGCGCGGAGCUCAAGUCUACCGUCAGCGUGGGCAACUCGUCGGUGGGGGUCAUCUCCGUGUGCGAGGAGGAGCCCAAAGAGGGUGGAGAGGGCGAAGCGGGCCUCAUGAAAGUCUUCGCUGGGAUCAUUUUCACUGCCGUUUUACUCAUAGCCGGCAUCCUAGGGUACUUAGUGAUCAACCUUUGAAAUUAGGCUUAUAUACUCAAAAAGUGGGAGCUCUUCCAGCACUGUGGCCGACUGUGUUUCACCUACAGCCUCCCAGCUCACCCUGUCUGGGUGUUUGGGGCUCAGACUGAAGCUCAGACUGCACUAGCCUACAUGUUAGCACUGUUUAAUGAAGGGGAGAGACAGAGCAAGGCACACUAAAUCGACUGCCGUUGCGGAUAUCAGCACCCAGCCCAUCAGGCUGGUGAUUUUAUAAUGGAGUAUUAGUAGGUUACAGGAGGCUUUUUCUCCCUGUGAGGAGACAGUGGAUCAAGAGAAUGCCAAGCUGAAUUGUGCAGUGGCUAAAAUAACACCAGAAUUGGGCCGAGCAGGGCCAGUCCUGGCCUUUCGAACCACGAUCCCAACUGUCUUUGCGAAAUAUUAGCACUAAUCAGGGUUCAUGAGGAUUACUGAGGAAACUUUGAGAGAACGCGUGUUAAGCUGUAGACUAAAAAGUCUUUUUUGUUAGCCUUCGGCUUUAUGGAUGCCCCCUCAGAGAGACAGGUUGGCUAGCUUAAGAAUGUAACAGGAAUGCACGGUCAGGCCCAACUUAAAUCUCACAAACCGUUAGGCGCACUUCAACACUUCUAGCUCAACAGACGCACAGCAACCCACUGAAUUUAACAAGAGAACAGUGUCACAUAUCUUUCAGUAUUUCACUGGAGUCGGUAUUUCAGACCAGUGAUUGUGUCCAAGCUUUGGACUGCACACAGUUCCUUAGUGUUUCAGUUCUUCAAAAGGCCCCUUAGAACGUGCACUGUGGCAUUUAGGUGUAUCUGUGCAUACCUGGCAACAGAUGUAUAGUGAAUUUGUACAUAUGCACUCAUGUUGAAAUAGUGUACAUACAAUUGAAUAUAUUUAUUACAAUAAAUAAUGUGAACAACAU